Arachis stenosperma is the source of this 837-nucleotide messenger RNA. RefSeq lists its product as uncharacterized. The transcript has a single exon. NCBI's taxonomy places the organism in Eukaryota, Viridiplantae, Streptophyta, Magnoliopsida, Fabales, Fabaceae. The record is from RefSeq and is a predicted model, not a curated record. Bases 1 to 837 code for a protein of 278 amino acids.
AUGACCAAGAAGAGAAGUUGGAAGAACAAUGAGGCUGUGGUACUCACCGAAGAAUGCAGUGCCAUCAUCCAGCAUAAAUUGCCCCAGAAAUUGAAGGAUCCUGGGAGCUUCCAAAUCCCUUGUAUCAUAGGGGAAAUCACAAUGGAGAAGGCUUUAUGUGAUCUAGGAGCUAGCAUAAAUCUGAUGUCCUUAGCAAUGAUGAGAAAAAUGAGGAUUGAGGAGGCCAAACCAACAAGAAUGGCCCUGCAACUAGCAGACCGAUCAUUCAAGUUUUCUCACGGAAUAGUAGAAGAUUUGUUGGUGAAGGUGGGAGACUUUAUCUUUCCAGCAGACUUCGUAGUAUUGGACAUGGAGGAAGGAGCUAAGACCUCUAUCAUCUUGGGAAGGCCAUUCUUGGCCACUGCUAGAGCCAUCAUUGAUGUCCAAAAGGGUGAGCUUGUCCCUAGACUGCAUGAGGAAAAAAUGAUAUUCAAUAUGUUCAACGCCAUGAGCUACCCACAAGACUCACUGGGAGAAUGUAUGAGGUUGAACUCAGUGGAUACUAUGGUGCAAGAGACUCUUGAAGAAGAAGAACUUGAGAGGUUAACAGAAGAAGAGAAAUCAGCAUCAAGCGAAGAGGUUGCAACAGCUGAAAUUCACGUUCAUGGCACACUAAAGGGGAAGAAUAAAAGAAAAGAAGCAUCCAAACUUGAAUUAAAGGCACUACCGCCCACUCUCAAGUAUGCAUACUUAGGAGAUAAUGAAAGCUAUCCAGUGAUCAUAAAUUCAGCCCUCAGCCAAGAACAGGAGGAAGAGUUACUUCAAGUCUUACAAAAGCAUAAGGAUGCCAUUGGAUGA